Messenger RNA from Neoarius graeffei (lesser salmon catfish), 4867 nucleotides. RefSeq names its product centrosomal protein 170Bb (gene cep170bb). The transcript is spliced from 18 exons. Lineage: Eukaryota; Metazoa; Chordata; Actinopteri; Siluriformes; Ariidae. Gene Ontology annotation, molecular function: protein binding. The record is from RefSeq and is a predicted model, not a curated record. The coding region runs from base 1 to 4866 and encodes 1621 amino acids.
AUGAGUGUGACAUCAUGGUUUUUGGUGAGCAGCUCCGGCACUCGGCACCGGUUGCCACGGGAGAUGAUCUUCGUGGGCCGUGAGGACUGUGAGCUCAUGCUGCAGUCCCGCAGUGUAGACAAACAGCAUGCUGUGAUUAACUACAACACUGCUACAGAUGAGCAUUUGGUGAAAGAUCUUGGCAGUUUAAACGGGACCUUCGUGAAUGACCUGAGGAUUCCUGAUCAGACGUAUAUCACACUCAAACUCUCUGACAUCAUUCGCUUUGGAUAUGAUUCCCAUGUGUACAUUCUGGAGCGAAGUCAACACCGAGUACCGGAGGAGGCUCUGAAGCAUGAGAAAUACAGCAGCCAGCUGCAGAUGGAGUUAAAAUCCUCAGAGCUGAAGAAGAAAGAGCUGCAGGACGACAGGACGAAGACAGACAGGUCUGAACGCAAGAGUCUCACAGAAGCCUCUGUGUGUCGUCCCACUCCUCUGUAUGGUCAGCCCUCAUGGUGGGGAGAAGAUGAUUCAGGAAAUAAAGACUUCAUUAAUGAAGGACGUAAAACAGACGAGAGUCGAUCAGAAAUCCUGAAGGAGGCAGAAGUGAAUGGUUCUGUUCAGGAAUUUCGUGAUGGCCAAAGCAAGUCUACGUUCCUGUACCAUCGAGAACCAAGUUAUUUUGAAAUUCCCACCAAGGAGAUUCAGACACACUCCAAAUUUACAGAAAUGGAGCUGAACGACAUUCCCACUAAGGACACAGAUGCUUUACUGAAAUCCACUCCACCUGUUUACCAGAGCCACGCCUCAUUCACUAUCGAGUUCGAUGAAUGUACACCGGGAAAAAUUAAAAUCAAAGACCAUGUGACCAAAUUCUCAUCUCGCCAGCGCAGUAAACAGUCGAGUACAAAAGUGACCAGCGGCGCACCCACGGAGGUCCAAUCUCCAGAGAGCAAGGUCGCUGAUUGGCUGGUUCAGAGUGAUGUUGGUAUGAUGUCAUCUCGGCGGCCAACCAGCGAUGAUGUCUACAGCACCAAGAGUGACCUUGCAAUGCACAUCAGGACGCUCAAAGGCCACCAUCAUGAAGAUGGCACUCAGAGUGAUUCUGAAGAUCCUGUAAUAAAAGGAAAGAGGAGUAAAUCUCAUCAUCCAGUCCAAUCAGAGGAAUCAAAUGUGGCAGAAAUAUUGGAACCAUCUGAUUCUUACAAAACUCAAUCACCACAUAAAAAUAUUCAUGACUUCUCCAAUGUUCCUGAAGGAACUGCAGUAGAAGAGCCUUCACCUUCAACUCAAAGCCAGAUGAAAUGUGGGCAUCAGGAACCUCUGAGCCAGCAGGCCUUUAUUAUUGAAUUUUUUGAUGAUAAUCCACGUAAGAAACGUUCCCAGUCUUUUACCCACAACUCCGUGCAUGGUGAUAAUUAUUCAGCUCUCAAAGCGAAAUUGGAGCGGCGUAAAGGAGCUGAAAGGCCUGCAUCUGUUCAUGGAAAUAUUCCAACUACACAACAGGUCACGGUCCCUCUAAAGGGUUUAAGUCAUGGCAUUCAUCAGAGAUCGAGCUCACUAAAGAGGGAGAAAACAGAGGACGGGAUGAGCAAGGGUGGCACGUCCCCUUCGUCUUCGGGCACUUCCUGUUCCAUCACUUCCUCAUCCUCUCGCUCUUCUCCAGCAAUCACCAUCAAACCUUUUGGCAGCAUUGGAAAGAAGUCCAAACUUGCUCAAGAGUUUGUUAAGGAGUUUCUUAAUGACACCUCACCACCGAUGUCGGCGCCACCAGUGAUGAUGUCACCAUCACACACCCAUCUUCCGUCUCCGGAGGACACACGUGUAUAUGCCUCAUCCUCCAUGUCUUAUCCGGCCUCUCCAUCCCAGACACACACACACAGUCUGCCCCAAACGCUUCUUCCUAUUUCUUCUCCAAUUUCUGUCCCCACUCUCCCUCCAUCUGUGGGUUCAGAGUCCAGUGUUUCACCGUUACCUCAAUUUUCUCCUCUAUUGGGCACUGGGGCAGAUUCUAAAGCCCUUAGAACACACCCUACAGGCCCAGGGGCAGUUCAUAUGGAGGAGGAGGACAGUUUGAGUGAUGCUGGAACUUACACAAUUGAGACCGAGUCUCAGGAUAAAGAAGUAGAAGCAGCUCGCAGUAUGAUCGAUCAGGUGUUUGGAGUGCUGGAUGCUCCAGAAUACAGUGGAGUUUACAGACCGGUCAUCAAUGAGCAAGAUCUCGUAAACCAAACCCAAGCUGAAAUCAUGCACACAUCAGCAGAAGAUCUGAAUGAUCUUAAUUCCAGCAUCAGUGGAGAUCCAGAAAGCUUUCUGCAGGGACAUUCUGACCUGAGUGGACCGAAGUGGGUGUCUCGGUGGGCGAGUUUAGCAGAUACUUACAGUGACCCUGUGGCACCUUUAGGAAGUCCACCACAGGGACCUGUUUCACACAGAGAUGUCAAAGCAGUGCUGAGCCAAAGUGUGGCUCAUUCAGAAUCAGAGUGCACUCAAAGCUCCAAAACCAGACGCCUUCUUCCUCAGGUUCCUUCUGCAGCAGAAAAGCAGGAGAGUAACACUCCCUGUAUCCUGAUCCGGACUGAGCCGAGCGUGGACUAUGAGCCAUCUGAAAAUGUUCCGAGAACAUCACAGCCAGAUUCCACUCAGAGGUUAAAGGUUCAGGAAGAUGUGGAUCAUGAUAGCCUGAGUGACACCAGUCGUUCUGAUGAUAGCUCAGUCCUGGACAGGAGCUCAAAGAGUCAAGAGCAAUACAGAAUGACAGCUUCAUUAAUAUCUGAAAACAUGCAGCCAAAAGCUACUUCUUUCUACAUCGGCUCUGAGGAGGGCUCCUACAGAUCAGAUGCUUCCCGGAGUCCGGUUCUUUCUCAAACUGAGCGGGCUCCUUCUCCCAAGAUGCCUCCAACUACUGUCCUGAUACGACACUUGAGUAGCCACGACUCCAAGCGAUCCGUGAAGCCAAACUCAUCUGCACCAAAUCUCCAAACCCAUAACAAAGAUUCUGUUCCUACCAAAGAACCUCCAUCAUCCUCUUUCGUUCGCCAGGAGAGCUUCACCAAAGAUCGACCAAGUGACAAUAUCCAGCUUAAAAGGUUGCCUCACAUCUCUAGUCAUCCCACUUUACAGGAUUUAGGCACCCUAGGAAGUGAACAAGAAGCUUUAUCAAAGGAAAACAAGCAGUCCACAUCCUCUCAAAGACACAAAAAGGGAAGUUCUCCUGAACAAGCUGAAGAUUCUCUUUCUGGUGAGUCAGAUGUCGACACUGCUAGCACUGUGAGCUUAGUGAGCAGUAAAAAUGGGCCUGUUAGCACAGUUAAGAAACAUGCAUCUUCUAGUGCACUUUGUACGGACAAAUCCUUCUUGGGUUUGUCUUCUCACGAGAAAAAGAGACAGCCAACAGCUCGAGAGCGACUUUCAGAAAAACGUCGCAAUCAUGCAAUUACGGAAAACAGCGCAGCUAAAUCUGAAUCUGCGCAUCGUCUCCAUUUACGCCGCAGCACCGGAAACAGCGGCUCAUUAGAUUUUUCAGACAAUCAGCAGAUUCACAGCCAAACUGAAACCGCCUCUUCUGAUCAAGAAUCAACGUCACGACCUUCUAGUCGCAAGAAACUCUCAGUGUCCCUGCAAAAGCAAGAGUCAAACAAAUCCAAUAAAGCGGCUCAUCAGGCUCUCACUCGGUCCAACAGUCUCUCGGCUCCCAGACCAACGCGUGCCUCCAUGCUGCGCCGCGCUCGGCUUGGAGAAACAUCUGAUAAUGAAGGCGUGGAAACGGAUCGUGCAUCUCAGGGUUCGGAACACACAAAACCCUCUGGAGACACCAAAAAGCUCUCAAGAUUGGACAUUUUAGCAAUGCCACGCAAACGCACAGGAUCUUUCACCACUCCUAGUGAUAAUGAAUCACUGAGCAAACAAACACACAGCCGUUCUGCUGCUACUAAUGCUAACGGGCGGAGAAUGUCCACGAGUGAAACAAAACCAGCCAAUAAAAUUUCUCCAACAGCAGAGAAACAUUCGUCCAGUCGCACACGCACCAGUCAGUCGAAACACACCGGCACAAGCAGUUCUCAUCAGAAACAGAAAGGCUCCGAUUAUUCCUCCACAUCAGAGGAAGAGCGUGACGUCAGCUCUAAAACUAAACACUCUCACACUUCAACCUCGACUCAGACACAAACUCCGCAGAGACUCGUUCCCACUCGGCUGGACAUUGAGGACGAUGAAGCACAAAACGAGCACUACCAGAACUGGACCAAUCACAGUGCGGAGAUCGCCAGGCUGAGUCAGGACUUGGCUAAAGAUCUCGCUAUUCUUGCACGUGAAAUCCAUGAUGUAGCUGGAGACGCCGACACACACACACCUGCGGCAACAGGGUACAACACUCCACCAGGCUCAGUCCCACAAACACCUGCGUCCACGAUCUCCGCCCGAGAGGAGUUGGUGCAUCACAUCCCAGAUGCCAGUUUGAGUUAUCAAAAAGUUCCUGCAGGUUCCCCGAGUCCAGUGGAUCAGGACAGUGACGGAUCCAAACGACGUCCUUGGAACAGAGAAGAGGUGAUUUUGGACAAUCUGAUGCUGAACCCCGUGUCACAGCUCUCACAGGCCAUCAGAGAGAACACAGAACAACUCACCGAGAAAAUGAAAUCUUUAUUCCACAAUACCACAGAAGUUUGGGAGGAGAUUGAAGCCAAAAUAAAUGCUGAAGAUGAAGUUCCUAUAAUUAAAACUUCUAACAAAGAAAUCUCAUCCAUUCUGCAGGAGCUGAGGAGAGUCCAGAGACAGCUGGAGGUGAUCAACUCCAUUGUGGAACCUGGAGGAGGUGUGAAGAUAACAGUGCCAUCUGCUGCAGGAAAAAAUAAAUCCGCACCUGCAAAUGCUAAGCGAGGCGGUAAAUAAG